This is a messenger RNA of Suillus discolor, 291 nucleotides long. RefSeq lists its product as uncharacterized. The annotation marks the transcript as partial. The transcript is spliced from 2 exons. The record is from RefSeq and is a predicted model, not a curated record. NCBI's taxonomy places the organism in Eukaryota, Fungi, Basidiomycota, Agaricomycetes, Boletales, Suillaceae.
CAGAUUCUCAAGGAUGCCACAUUGUUCUUCUCACAGUCAACACCAAACUUGGCCAUGGUAAUCCCAACCAUGGACCACAUUGAUAUGGUCUUUACCAGCUAUGUCAUCAAGAAGGACCAACUCAAUCCUGCAAUUUGUGCUGCCCUCUUACUUGCCAAACGAACACUUAACCAUUAUUACUCAUACACAGACUUAUUAGCAGUGUAUCGCAUUGCAAUGGUGCUUCAUCCACACCAUAAGCUCGCCUAUUUCAAGUCGGCAGGCUGGGAGCAGGAGUGGAUCGACACUGCG